UCUGCCGUCCAAUCAGGGGACGCGGGUGCGGUUUUGAUACAUCCGGAAAUACACCAAUAGCUAGCUACCGUGAGCCGGACGGUGAUGUAUCCACCUUCACGGUUGUCUUGUUGAAGGAAGUAAAGUCUGUCAAACAUGAGUUUCCACUACAGCCAGGGCUAUCCAGGAGGAGGCAACCCACCACCAGGUGCUCCAUACGGGGGAGGCAGUGGUCCCUAUGGGCAUCACCCCUCAGCUCCAUACGGAGCUGCAUCACAUCCAUCAGGAGGUCCGUAUGGCGCUUAUGGAGCCCCAGGUCAGGGAGGUCAGUAUGGGCCUGGACCAGGGGGUGCCCCCGGCGGGCCUUAUGGGGGUUACGGGGGACAACCACAUGGAGGACAGUAUGGACACCAUGCUCCUGCAGGUAACAUCCCUCCUGGUGUUAACCCAGAGGCGUACCAGUGGUUCCAGACUGUUGACACGGACCACAGUGGCUUCAUCAAUCAAAAGGAGCUGAAGCAGGCACUUGUCAAUUCUAACUGGUCUGCUUUUAAUGACGAGACCUGCCUAAUGAUGAUCAACAUGUUUGACAAGACGCGGUCAGGUCAAAUGGACCUGUUUGGCUUCUCAGCACUGUGGGACUUCAUGCAGCGGUGGAGAGCGCUCUUUCAGCAAUAUGACAGAGACCGCUCAGGCUGUAUCAGUGGCACAGAGCUACAGCAAGCCCUCGCUCAGAUGGGCUACAACCUGAGUCCCCAGUUUUCUCAGACAUUGGUGCAGCGCUUCACCGUGCAAGGCGGGCGACCCGGCAUCCAGCUAGACCGCUUCAUCCACGUGUGCACCCAGCUCCAGACUACAACGCAGGCCUUCAGGGAGAGAGACACUGCCAUGACGGGAAACGUCCGCCUCAGCUAUGAGGAUUUCCUCUCUGGAGCCAUCACCAGGCUCAUGUGAGCCUCAUUCCACUGACAGUCUCUCUGAACUGUGGAUUCACAGUAUUAUUCCAUGUUCAGGUCAUUUUUUGCUCAGUUUUCAAUGCUCUCUCAUAAGUGCCCCCACCUGUUGGUAUUUAUACAGUAUAUCAGCCAGUACACAUUAUUCCAUGGCUUGUUGCUGUAAGUAGAUAAAGCCUAACGCCCGGGCCACACCGCCUACCUCUACCUGUGCGUGGCAGCUACCUCGCUGAACUGCUGCGGUUUGCACGCGUGUUGUGUCCACACAGACAGCGUUGCUGCUGCGGCGCUGCUACCGCCAGCCCUAUCUUUCUACACUGAGUUUGCCUUUGAUAAUGGCCAUCAAUUAUAGAAUGUUUCAUUUUAUUUCAUUAGAAAUUUCAUUUAUAUUUAGUUUAGACAGAGAAUGAAGGCAUUCUGUCCACAGAAACGCUAGAGGGCUUUUAAUUUGAAACAGGUACAGGAGGUGUUGAGCUAAACAAAAUGUUUUUAUUUCUUUCAUGUCUGUGACAGUCUACAGAUAUAGAUAUAAUCAGUAAACAUGCCAAAAUGGUUCGGAAUGCCAAAAACAAAUAAAUGCUUUUGUAUCACA
Messenger RNA from Siniperca chuatsi (mandarin fish), 1524 nucleotides. RefSeq names its product penta-EF-hand domain containing 1 (gene pef1). The transcript has 5 exons. The record is from RefSeq and is a predicted model, not a curated record. Gene Ontology annotation, molecular function: calcium ion binding. Gene Ontology annotation, biological process: COPII vesicle coat assembly. NCBI's taxonomy places the organism in Eukaryota, Metazoa, Chordata, Actinopteri, Centrarchiformes, Sinipercidae. Bases 136 to 933 code for a protein of 265 amino acids.